This is a messenger RNA of Chara braunii, 4003 nucleotides long. The record is from the annotation of a GenBank genome assembly. NCBI's taxonomy places the organism in Eukaryota, Viridiplantae, Streptophyta, Charophyceae, Charales, Characeae.
GUGGUGUGUGCUAUAUUGGGUGGUGUGAGGUCUCACCUGCGCUGGUGGCACUCUGGGAAAUUGACUUCAUACGUUGUAUCAGCCGGCAGGUACCUGUGACUGUGACUGUGGUGCCGACCAACAUAUUGUGUUGCACAGCGUACCUGCUGCGGGUGGCUGUGGCUGAACUGUGCGACACCCACUUAUAUAUGUGGCUGGGGGGAAAAAAAAAAGCAGUGCAGAAGAGAGCAGUCCACCGAGAGGUUAUCGUCUCAUUUGGUGUUAUAAUGUACAAACAUGAAAGUAAAAUUGCGGAAAACAGUGGUUGCAAGGGUCUGUAGUAGGCGGCUUUGUUACAGGAAGGACCGGGGUCAGGGCGACGAUCGAAGGUAGCGAUAAACUGGGUUGGCGGAAACAUUGUGCAGCUGGAAGAGAGGCGCAGACCACAGUCUCAAGCUCUGAUUGUCUCGCAGAGUGUGGAGGAUGGAUAGGAAGAAACCGAAAGAGCAAGACAGCGAGCAGAAUGGACGGAUCGUAGGGGUUGCGGCGGCAAAUGGUGUUGGUGGAGAGGGUUCUGCGAGACCAAAGCGCAAAGGACAGCUAAAGCCAUCUCAAUCGUAUUCAAAUCAGCAUCAGCAGCAGCAGCAGCAACACCAGCAUCAGCAACAACAACAGCAGCAGAACCAGAACCAGAACCAAAACCACAACUCAAAGCCAGGUCUUUCUCAGCUGCAGGCCUCCCAACAGCAGCAGCAACAACAACAGUCUCGCUCACAAUUAAUUUCACCUUUCCUUCAUCCCCGCCGACAACUUCAACAAGAUAUUCCAAGGAAAUCGCUUUCUCGAGGGCCCUUCCCUCCUCUUCCUCCUCAGCAACAGCAGCAACAACAACCUCGGAGACAAAGGAGGAUUCCACGCUCGUUUACUCCUCCUAAAGUUGAACCGAGAGACGACAUGAAAAGACAGGAUGCCGAUUCUCUUGUUAUCAGUGCUGGGAGGGGGAUGAAGAGGUCGAGAAGGGUUGCGCAGAGGCAUAAAGUCGAAGAGCUGGAACCUCCGCCCCCAUUGAAAUUGCCAAAGCUAUACUUAGUACUUAGUCGUAAAGAGAUCCAGGAAGACUUCAUGAAGAUCACAGGCCAUCGAUAUGUAGGGAAGCCGAAAAAGUCCACUCUUGUACAACGGGGCCUGGGGCUUUGUACGGCACUGUGCUGCCCAUCGUCCAUUCGUUAUUUAUCAGAGCCCCAAUAACCGCAUUACGCAGCGGGUGAUGCAAUCAUACAUGAAUGUGGCUUGCUCGGGAAACUGAGCAUCGUGGGAAGUGCAGCGACAUCACUUCCCAGUCCGCUGGACUCGGCUGCCUUGCUAGCAGCCUCUCUCACGUCCAGGGAUACGGCGGCAGUCGCAAGUUCUCAGAUUGACUUCGAGAACUAUGUUGUCCAGCUGGUCCCGCUGUUGAACCAGCCUCUCCAUAUGCAAGAUUCAAGCGCGUGCGCGGUGUUACCGCCGUCGGACAACGAACCGGUUGCUUCGCCAGCCCUUCUAUCGGAGGAUUCGUCAACUUGGGCGAGUCUUGAGGAACUCGACCCGUUGGCGGUUGAGGACUUCCAAUGGUCGCCUCUUCCCUCCACCGGUUCGUUGCCAACACCGCAUUACAACGCCCUGAUGGCACAUUUGCGCGAAUACUUGCACGCUGUAGUACCACCUCCAUCGACGGAUGACGGAGUAGCGGUUGUUGACCUUCGCAGUUAUCUGGUGAAGAUCGACCGCGAGCACGCAAUGCAACGGUACAUCGACAGCGACGCUCCGCUCCUCUUGAUCCGCAUUCAGGUCGGAAAGGCGAUCUGUUGUGCCUUGAUCGAUUGUGGAGCGAUUCGCAACUACAUCAACCAAGACUUUAUGGCACGCGCCGGGCUUGGCCCACGCGUUCGAAGGAAAAGUCAGCCUACGCACAUCACGUUGGCCGAUGGUCACACGCAAAAGUCAAUAGACCGCUGUGUUGAUUCCGUGCCCGUGUACUUUGCCCCGCUAGCAUGCGAGGCAGUGUCAUUUGACAUCUUGGAUACUAAGUUCGAUAUGAUCUUAGGCAUGUCGUGGCUGCAAAGCGAAGACCAUCCGGUAAACUUUUUCCUAUGCACCGUUAAUGUUCGUGAUCGGCGUGGCGAACUAGUCCCGCGUACGGUGCCGCUUCCGCAUCCUUCGAUUGGUUGUCACGUGGUCUCCGCGGCGAGCAUUCGCCAAUCCAUCAGCCGGCACGACAUCGAGGAGAUGGGCAUCUGUUUUCUUCACUCCCUCCCACCCGUUGAUCAGCCCAAGACGGACACAUCGGACCCACGCAUCAUUGAGUUUUUGGACAGCUAUGAGGAUGUCUUCCAAGCUCCCGCUGGAGUAGUAUCGGACCGGCCCACACGCCACGGGAUCACUCUCGAGGGCGGCGUUGUACCUCCGCACGGAUGCAUUUACCGAAUGAGCGAAGAGGAGCUUCAAGUGCUUCGGGCACAACUAGACUAUCUCUUGGCCAAGGGCUGGAUUCGCCCUAGCUGUUCACCAUACGGUGCUCCCGUUCUCUUCGUCUGGAAGAAGAACAAGGACCUUCGUUUGUGUAUCGACUGUUGGAAACGUAACGCGCAAACGAUCAAGAACGCCGGCCCUGUCCCGCGGAUCGAUGAUCUCCUCGAGCGACUAGGCGGCGCCAAGUACUUCUCGAAGCUGGACCUCAAAUCAGGCUAUGACCAGAUCGAAAUCCGCCGAAGAGAACGGUACAAGACCGCGUUGAAGACGUGGUAUGGGCACUUUGAGUGGAUCGUCAUGCCAUUCCGUCAUGCCAUUCGCCGGUCGCUGGACGAGCACCUUCGCGCUGUUUUGGAGCGGCUCUGUAUUGCCAAGUACAAGGCAAACCGCGACAAGUGCGAGUUUGCCCAACAAGAGCUGGAGUAUUUGGGCCAUUACGUUACGCCGCAAGGCAUUCGUCCGCUCGCGGACGAAAAUUUGCUAAUGAAGGAAAAUGUGGGAGGUGGGAGGGGAACCUGUGGUGAUGACAUGUGUGUAGCGAGUUCCGCCGUUCAGAACGAGCACAUUCGAUUGAACUCUGAAUGGAUCAAGGAUCCUCCAUCCGUAUGCAAUGAUGAUGCCGAACAGCUAGCAGCUCCAUGGCCAGCUAUGUGGAGAGCAGCAGGUGGGCAGAGUAGAGAGCUUGAAACUCCUGCUAUGCAGACAGGACCAAUGCUUUUCCAAUCCUCAGCAGGAGGGGUCUUGGAGUCUUCGUUGGACUGGACUUUUCCUCAGUCAAUGUGCGAUCCAUGUGCACUGAUCCAUGUUCCAUAUUGCAGCUUCGUCAUCACGAGAAAAAAAAUGGAGCCGAGCAUGCGACUGUCCGAGACUGUCUCCUCUGUGUCGAACUCUGCAGAGCAGUUCGAACUCCGUCCGUUUCCAGCCCGGUCAUUACGUCGAAGAGGAGCAGACGAUGACACUGCAGCAGACUGUCCUGCUGGUGUAAGCUGUGUCCCUUGUGUUCGCUUCUCUUUCAGCCGACUUGUCAGCUUUUCAAACCCGCAUUCCAAUGCGGUCAGUACGCUUAAGCGGCGCAGAUGAUGACACUGCAGCAGGCUCUUCCGCCCGCUCGUGGAAACUCCGUCCCUGGUUGUUCGCUUCUCUUUCCGCAGACCGGUCAGCAGUUCGAGAACUCCAUUUACCAACCUGGUCAUUUGUUGAGGGUGGCGCAGACGAUGGCACUGCGGCAGACUGUCCACCACCUGGUGUAAACUGUGUCCCUGGAGCACAGGAUGGGAUUGUAGCAGACCGCCGGGCUGGCAUAAACUCUGUCCUUGGAGCAGGAUGGGGAUUGUUGCACCCCCCCCCCGUCCUGCUUAGCAAACCAGGUAUACGUUUUCUGAUCCUUCAGAAACCCAGCAGUUCGAACUAUCUUUCCAACUCCCUCGGGUGGCUGUACGUCAGAUGGUACAAAGUUCGCACUGUGUUCCAACUCCCUCAGCCUGCUGUAUCUCCGCUGACCAGCGCUCGUUCUAGA